Messenger RNA from Babesia bovis T2Bo, 2005 nucleotides. Its product is annotated as DEAD/DEAH box helicase family protein. NCBI's taxonomy places the organism in Eukaryota, Apicomplexa, Aconoidasida, Piroplasmida, Babesiidae. The record is from RefSeq and is a predicted model, not a curated record. Gene Ontology annotation, molecular function: nucleic acid binding; ATP binding; RNA helicase activity. Bases 35 to 1987 code for a protein of 650 amino acids. The transcript has 7 exons.
UCGAUAUUCCACUUUUAAACAUAUCGCAAUAAGGAUGGAGCAUGAAUCAGAGCAUCAUGAUGCGUCAAAUGACGAACAAGACAUUACCAUCGAUAUGCAGGAUGGUUUUUUCGACCUUUUGGAUGGUAAUGACCAAGAAGAUUCCGGGUAUAGUAUAGCCAAUGCCGUGGAUUAUGCACAAAAAGCAGCUACAAACUCUGAAUACACAGAUAAAAGCAAGAAAAGGUCAAAUAAAAGGGGCAUAGAAUCAAUGGACAUUGAGAAAGAUGAUGCUGAUGGAGUUAUACAAGGUCCACCUAUGAAGACAAGGGCUAAUAACUCAGACAAGUCUACCGUCUCUCUCGAUGCCCAAGCUACUGAGUCAUCGACUUCCAAACAAGAAGUCAAUAGCCAUCUUACUUCAGAUACCAAUUGGUCUGAUUUGGGUCUUUCAAGGUCAUUAAUCAAGGCGGUGUUUGACAUGGGAUACAAGGCACCGAGUAUUAUACAAAGCAAGGUAAUACCUGUUGCCCUGGAAGGCAAGGAUCUGCUUGCUACGGCAGAAACUGGCUCUGGAAAGAGUGCAGCGUUUUUGAUUCCUACUCUCCAGAGGUUGAUAACGGCAGGGGUCAUUAAACAAAAAGACGUAGAUUUAACACGCGGUGGUAAUCAGAGGGUCGGCACAAAAGCUCUUAUACUGUUACCAACGCGUGAACUUGCUGCGCAGUGUUACGAUGUAUUCCUAGCUUUGACACAGAAUUUGACGCAGAAUGGAGUGCUCAUCACUGGUGGCGUGCCUGUCAAAGAACAGGAGGCAAAGCUAAGGCGUAUGCCAUAUAUAGUAUUCGCCACGCCGGGUAAAGUACUGGAUAUCAUGUUGAAUUCAAAUUGCAUACAUAUGGAUGCGAUAGAAAUUGUGGUCCUUGAUGAAGCUGAUCGUUUACUAGAUCUAGGAUUCAAGGAUGAAUUGGCACAUAUCCUGCAGUUGUGUAACAAGGAAAGACAAACAAUGCUAUUUAGCGCAACGCUCACUGAAGCCACCAAGGAGUUAGUGCCUGUCGCACUGGUCAAUCCAAUAUACAUCAAGGCAACUCCCAAAAUUACUGUUGCUAAAACUCUCAAAUGCGAGAACAUCCAACUCAAAAGCGACGACCUCAGGGAAGCGGCUGCACUUUACCUAUGUUCACAAAGGUAUACCAAGAAGACUAUACUCUUUUUCCAGACAAAACGAGCUGCACACAGAAAUGCUUUGGUGUUUCAAUUGGCUGGUCUGAAAUCUGGAGAGUUGCACGGCGAUUUGGCUCAAGCUAAGCGUUUUGAGCAAAUUGAGAAGUUCAAAAACGGUGAGGUGGACUUCCUGAUGGCCAGCGAACUUGCAUCAAGGGGUCUCGAUAUACCAGGAAUAUCGGCAGUAAUCAAUGUCCACUUACCCUUUGACAAUGUUAGGUUCCUGCAUAGAGUGGGAAGAACAGCAAGAAUGGGAGAAGAGGGCACUGCCAUAACGUUCUACACCGAAAAGGAAAGAUCGGCCAUUAAAAGCAUGAUGAAAAGUAUAACGGAUAAGGGUUCAAAUAUAGAUAAACAGAAAAUUAAACUCUCAGGCGCUGCCCUUAAAAAUUAUAAGAGUAAAAUAGAAGAGAUGGAACCAAAAAUAGCAGAAUUGUUAGCAGCAGAAAAGGUAGAGAAGGAGUUACGCCAAUGUGAAAACGCUAUUAAAUACGGAAGCUCCACGGAAAAAAGAGAAGAACGCAUAUGGUUCAGGUCAAAGAAGCAAAAGUUAGAGGCAUCCAAAAAUGAGUUGCUACAAACUAAAUUAAGAGCAAUAACGAACAGAAAAAAGGAUAAUGAACAUGAACCUGGACAAAUAACCAAAGUUAAAAAGAAUAGUUCACUUGGACAAAAUCAUGUGAAAAAAACGCGCAUGGCGACACAAGGGACACGUCAGAAAAGUACAAGCGGGAGGCGUGGAAUAACUAACAAAAAACAGUCUUCACGAAAACACAAAUAACGAUUUAUAAAUGUCAAA